This is a messenger RNA of Cyclocybe aegerita, 528 nucleotides long. Lineage: Eukaryota; Fungi; Basidiomycota; Agaricomycetes; Agaricales; Hemipholiotaceae. The record is from the annotation of a GenBank genome assembly.
AUGGCCCUCAUUCAAACUCCUGCUCUUACCGAUUCUUUCAAAGCCCGAGUCAAAUCUCCCGUCCCGCCUCAGAAUCCUCCUUCAUGUCAUGAUCUAGCCGAAGCCCAUAGGCUGCUCACCAACACAGUGAAAGCGGAAGGAAUGGGCUUGCGUGUUGAACCCGAUGAUUAUGCUGCUGUUCUGCAGUAUCUCCAUCUACUCUCGUUAGAGAUAUCUGCAGAGGUCUCACCAAAACUUGACAGUGUCAUUGAGGCAAAGAUCGUGACUAGAGAUCGCGAUAUAAUCAGAGCCAUCGUGCAAGAGGAGGUCACCACAAAGUUGGACGACUUAACGAAGAAACUCGAUAAGCUCGUCGACACGUCCAGAAAUCAAGAAACUGUCUUAAUCGUAAAGCUUCGCAAUUCCUCACAACCUAAUGGCACAGAUGCUCAGUACGACGUCGUCCUGUUCCCAGAUUUGGUCGUUCCAGAGGAUCACCGCCUUCCCCCGCUUCGAUCGCGGGCGGAUAUUAAGGACUUGAGCAAUUGA